Molecule: messenger RNA, 1717 nt
Organism: Ananas comosus (pineapple)
Lineage: Eukaryota; Viridiplantae; Streptophyta; Magnoliopsida; Poales; Bromeliaceae
Product: magnesium transporter MRS2-1-like
Exons: 5
Coding region: 87-1394 (435 amino acids)
Biological process (GO): transmembrane transport; magnesium ion transport
Cellular component (GO): membrane
Molecular function (GO): magnesium ion transmembrane transporter activity
Source: RefSeq, a predicted model, not a curated record
CCUUGGAUCGAGCACCGCUUCCGCAAAACCACCACCAUAUAAAUAGCUCCCCGUAAGCGUAGAGACCCUCGUCGAACACCUCUCCCAUGGCGAACCUCAAGGAUCGCCUCCUCCCCCCUCGACCCCCCUCCACCACCGCCGCCUCGCCCAACGACGGCGCCGCCGCCUCCUCCGCCGCGGCGGCGGCGGCGCGGCGCCGUGGGGCGUUCCAUGGGAUGGACGCGCUAGGGCUCAAGAAGCGGGGGCAGAGCGUCCGCGCGUGGAUCCGCGUCGACGCGGCGACGGGGGAGUCCCACGUGAUCCAGGUCGACAAGUUCACGAUGAUGCGGCGCUGCGACCUCCCCGCGCGCGACCUCCGCCUCCUCGACCCCCUCUUCGUCUACCCCUCCACCAUCCUCGGCCGCGAGCGCGCCAUCGUCGUCAACCUCGAGCAGGUCCGCUGCAUCAUCACCGCCGACGAGGUGCUCCUCCUCAACUUCCCCGACGGAUUCGCGGUGCAGCAGUACAUCGCCGAGCUCCGCAGCCGCCUCGCCACCGCCCGCGGCGGCGACGGCGACGGCGACGGCGACGGCUCCCCCGACUACCUCCCAUUCGAGUUCCUCGCCCUCGAGGUCGCGCUCGAGGCCGCGUGCACCUUCCUCGAUGCCCAGGCUGCCGAUCUGGAGAUUGAAGCUUACCCUUUGUUAGAUGAGCUGACAUCCAAGAUUAGCACUCUUAACUUGGAACGUGUACGGCGUUUAAAAAGCAAACUCGUUGCAUUGACUAGGAGAGUCCAAAAGGUCAGAGAUGAGAUAGAGCAGCUGAUGGAUGAUGAUGGCGAUAUGGCCGAGAUGUUUCUCACUGAAAAGAAACAGAGAAUGGAAGCAUCAUUCCUAGGUGAGCAGUCUUUAAAUGGAUUUAGUAAUAGUGGGCCUGGCAUAUCAGUUUCUGCUCCAGUUUCUCCUGUUUCUUCACCACCUGAAUCUAGGAAGCUUGAGAAGACCUUUAGCUUUGCUAGGAGCAGGCAUGACAGUUUCAAGAGUUCGGACUCCAGCAUAAACAACAUAGAAGUGUUAGAAAUGUUGUUAGAAGCUUACUUUGUGGUCAUUGAUAAUACCCUCAAUAAGUUAACUUCGCUGAAGGAAUACAUUGAUGACACAGAGGAUUUCAUCAACAUUCAGCUGGACAACGUUCGCAAUCAGCUGAUCCAAUUCGAGCUGCUACUAACAACCGCGACAUUCGUGGUUGCUAUUUUCGGGGUCAUCGCAGGGGUCUUCGGUAUGAAUUUCCAGGUACCGUUGUUCGAAGAAUCAGGUGCGUUCCAGUGGGUGCUCAUAAUCUCCGGAGCGUGCGGCGUGAUUAUAUUCUGCUCUUUCUUGUGGUACUUCAAGCGCAGAAGGUUCAUCCCACUGUAAAUACGUCGGAAGGGAUUCUUCUCAGAUGCUUUGAAAUCUGCUUCGUGUGCAUCGUACAAAUGCUCAAGGUAAUUUUUUUUCUUCUAAUCUUUUUAUUUUUUUCCUGUUGUGUUCAUGUACAUAUCAUUCUUGUUGAUUCCCACAGCCAAUCAACUUGUGGGUCUAAAUAAUAAUAGAAGGAACAGGUUAAUUCAAAGUGUAUAUUGUUCUCCUUCGCUGUCGAAAAAUUGCUAGUGAACUAACAUGUUUCUUUUUUCGCAACCAACUAAAUUGGUGUAUAAGCAUUUUCUGCGUCUUUUAAUUCGAGUGGAACUUUUUUUUUU